AUGGGGACGAUGGCGCAGGUGUUCUCGGUGCCUGUCGUGUUUCCCAACACGAGGCAGGACGACUCACUCUUCCAAAUCUUCGAUGCUCUCGAAGGCCUUGAAUCCGUCGUCGAAGACGUUUUCGGUCGCAUCAAGAACCGGGUUUCACACGAAAAGAGCAGAAUCGAUGCCAUCUCCUCGCGAAUCGACACCGCCAAGGCGAAAGUGGCGCGUGUAGCGGGGAGCACCAAGGCCAUUGCCGUGCAUUCGUCGGCGCGCUACCCGGCCCCCAAGCAGCUCGAGGAGUACCACCCGCUCUACAUAGACGUGCCGCGCGUGCCGCCCAAGCACCCCAAGCACCGCCUUCCCGAGGCUCCCCAGAUGCCAAUCCUUUCGCUGAGAGACCCGCUGGGCGACGACCCGUUCCUGCCGGAGAGCACGCACCUGCGUCGCUCCGAGAAAUCAGAGGAUCUCAGGGAGGGCCUGGGCCGACUGCCGACAGAGCUGGAGUCGAUCAGUUCCCUGCUGCUGUUCAACACGCAGGACAACCCCUACAAGAAGUACGUCUCGCUGGACAACUUGGCCGGCAAGGAGGUCGCAGCGCCCGUGCAAGACAAGAAGAGCCUCGCCGACGCCCCGACCACGCUCGGCACCGACGAUCUGCCGCACGUGGGCUUGGUGGAGUACGGCUACAAGCCCGUGCUGGGCGACGUGCCCGAGUUCAACCUGCCGUCCGUGCUGCCCGACUUGACUAUGGUGGCCGACAUCAACUGGAACUCGGCCGACCUUCCCGAGUUUGCGCCCAUCGCCCCCUCCACCAAGAACGUCAUGGUCGACCUUCCCGACGUCACCCCCGGCCCGGACGAUGGUGCGGCGCCGGACCUCGACGUGCCGGAUGUGCCGUUGAUCGACGCCGGCGGUGGAAUGCCGCCCCCGCCCCCGCCGCCCAUGGGCAACAUCUCCGCGCCUCCGCCCCCGCCGCCUCCCGCCGGGGCCGGUGCUCCGCCCCCGCCCCCGCCGCCGGCCGGCAACAUCCCUCCGCCCCCGCCCGCCAACGUGCCCAGCUUCGACGAAGCACCGUCUGGCGGUGGCGACGCCCGCUCCAGUCUGCUGGACGACAUCCGAAGGGGCCACAAGGACCGCCUCAAGAAGGCGACCCCGGGCAACCUCGAGGACGCCCCGCCGUCCCUGUCCGGCGACAACCAGUCCGGCGCCGCUGUUCCGCCGCCCGCCUCGACGGGCGACAUCUUCAGCGACCUCAUCAUGGCGCUGAACCGUCGUCGUGUGGGUCUCAAGGGCGAAGCUCCGCCCAAGAAGCGGACCAAGAAGGCCAAGGCCCCUGCUGCAGAGGCGGAGAUCAGGUUGCCCGACGUGGACGGCGACUUCGCGCCGCCCGAUCUAGACGACUCGCCGGCCGUACCCGACCUGGGCGACGACGAAGGCGAUGACGACGAGGGCUCCUCCGACUCUGAGUGGGAAGUGUAG
This is a messenger RNA of Acanthamoeba castellanii str. Neff, 1464 nucleotides long. RefSeq names its product WH2 motif domain containing protein. The transcript is spliced from 11 exons. Gene Ontology annotation, biological process: retrograde transport, endosome to Golgi; exocytosis; Arp2/3 complex-mediated actin nucleation. NCBI's taxonomy places the organism in Eukaryota, Discosea, Longamoebia, Acanthamoebidae. Gene Ontology annotation, cellular component: WASH complex; early endosome; recycling endosome. The record is from RefSeq and is a predicted model, not a curated record. Bases 1 to 1464 code for a protein of 487 amino acids. Gene Ontology annotation, molecular function: alpha-tubulin binding; gamma-tubulin binding; actin binding.